Molecule: messenger RNA, 2838 nt
Organism: Syngnathus typhle (broad-nosed pipefish)
Lineage: Eukaryota; Metazoa; Chordata; Actinopteri; Syngnathiformes; Syngnathidae
Product: RNA exonuclease 5-like
Exons: 17
Coding region: 143-2401 (752 amino acids)
Cellular component (GO): nucleus
Molecular function (GO): exonuclease activity; RNA binding
Source: RefSeq, a predicted model, not a curated record
CGUGGCUCCGUCGUCAGGUAGCUUCCCUUCCUUCCUUCUCCGCUCACGCGCUGCAUGUGUGCGUGUUUUUAAUCGUCAUUUGAAAGAUGUGAAUUUGCAAGGUGCUGGAACGUCAUAACACGAUCGGCCGGCCGCCCGCCAAAUGGAGUCCUCGCCCUCGAAGCCCUUCAAAGGGAAGAAAAGAAAAAAGGAUGCGGAUCGUCCUCCCCAUGCGGCGAAGAGGGGCAGAAGGCAACGCGCCGGCGCUGACGAAAGCGAGCGAGCGGACCCGCUGAUCUCCGUGGCUCCCCAACGCCUGCGGCAGCCCAUCGCGGCCGAGGAGCUGACGGAGCUCCUGCACUACGCCGCUCUCGGGGCCGGCGGCACGAUCGGACGGCCGAGGUCGCCGAGUUGGUGUGAUGUGCGCGCACAAAGCCGCGUUGAAGGCGUCAACGUGGUGGUGGUGGAGGGCGUGAGCCAAAGCGACUUCUACAAUCACUACCUGACUCUUAGCAACUUGAGGAGCCACUUCAGCAAUAGGUUGACCUUCACGCCGGGGGGCGGCGGCCAGGGCAGCAGCACCGCCCUGCUUUCCACCAUCUUCGGCACGCCGGUGGAAGCGCCGCCGCGGCGGCAAGACGGCAAGCUGAAAAAAGCGCUGAGGACUCACCCGGUGGUGCUCAAGUACGGGACGAGCAAACGGGGCCUGACGGCCUACGUGCUCGGCCAGGAGGAGCUGAUCAAGCGGCGUUACCCCGUGAAAGGGCUGGCCGGCUUCGAGGACUUUGCGUGCGUCGACUGCGUAGACGUGACGGACGCCAGCCCUCUCUUUGGACUGGACUGCGAAAUGUGUCUCACCAGGAGGGGCUACGAGCUGACCCGAGUCUCCCUGGUGGACAGCGAGGGCAAGUGCGCGAUGGACCGGCUGGUUAAACCCGACAGCCCGAUCCUCGACUACCUCACCAAGUUCUCCGGCAUCACGGCGGCCAUGUUGGAUCCGGUCAAGAGGAGCUUGCGUGACGUCCAAGCCGAGCUGAGGACGCUGUUGCCGCGCGACGCCGUCCUGGUGGGCCACUCUGUCAACAACGACCUAGCCGCUCUCAAACUGAUCUAUCCUCACCUGAUUGACACGUCGCUGCUCUACGUGAAAGACUUUGGCCAGAGGUUCAAGUUGAAGCUCCUGGCCGAGGUGGUGCUCGGCAGGAGCAUCCAGACGCCCGAGCGGGAAGGCCAUUGUCCGGCGGAGGACGCCUUGGCCGCUUUGGAUCUGGCCAAAUACUUCAUAAGCAAGUCACCUCUGAAGCUUGUCGAGGAUCACCUGGAGGACCUUUGGGGUUUGACCGCAGAAGACGACGACGACGAGCCCGCGCCCAGUAGCAGGUUUGCCGAUGUUUUGCAGCGUCUGGGCAGGUCCCUCUGCUAUGUGGGGAAACGCCGUGACAUCACCUUACACCCGGCCAAUCAGCUGUGGCACAACUCGGACAAACAGGUGCUGGCCUCUUUCCUGGGACAGAGCAAGCGGCCCUUCUUCUCGGUGCUCAGCUUUUCCUCCUUCUCGAGCCGCCCUCCAUGUCAAGACCACAAGGUGAGCCGGCGUCUUCAGCAAAUGCGCGUGGUGUUUGCCGGCCCGUUUCCCGCCGGCUUCUCCCAGGGAGAAGUGAGGCGACUCUUCAGACGCUGCGGCUCGGUCAGGGCCGUCCAAAUGCUGACCGGCACGCACAGGGUUCACGCCGCCGUGGAGUUCAAGUUACUGGAAGGAGCCGCGCUGGCGCUGCAACUGCUCAACGGGGCCCUCGUGCAGGGACACGCCCUGAAGGUUCAGAGGCCGGUGAGCGAGGCCACGCUGGAUUUUGACGCGACUCUGGAGGCGCUGGCCAAUGACGCCGUCAACGCGUGCCGCCUCUACACGCUCAAGCGCGCUCACGCAUGGGACGGCCAGCCUUCUGCCUCCGGACAACUCAGCCACGAGACCUUGAUGAAGACGUUUGGCCGCUUUGGCGCCGUGGAGAGCGUCACGUUGACGGGCAAACCCGGAGGACGGGCUAAACGGGCCUUCAUACAGUUUGAGCGUUCCGAGGGCAAACGAGCGGCCGUGGAACUUUGGUUGGAGAAGUACGUGACGUGUCCGGCGCUGACUCCGGCCCACACCGCGAGCGGCGUGUGGCGGCACCGAGGGCCGCAUCAGCGGAGAGGCCAAACGGAGCCGGAACCUCCUCAGAACGUGGCGGAGCGUCACCGGAUGCAAAAGCUGGACGCGCGCCUCGGCAAAGUCUUCCGCUCGCUCCCAGAAGGCGCCUUGUCUGUGGUGGUGCUGCUUGCUCCCCACAGCUUUCCUCCUUUGCGUCUCCUCAGCGCGGAGGAGCCGCCGUCACCUGGCCUGUGCUUCUUGGAGAUCAAGUCCAAAGUCAAAGGUCUCCCAUGACGGACGCCUCAUCAAAUGGAUUGGGCUCUUCAAGGCCCAAACUUUCACCGUCAUCAAGGCGUUCUGAAACUUUGUCGCAAUGAAAAUCAGUGAUGCUGUUGGGCAAAAAAAAAGAAAAAACAACUUGGCCUUGUACUGCAUUUGCCCAGGUGACAUGGCAGAAGAAAAAAACGUGCUGAACAAAGUGACGGACGUACGGAGGCGGUGAUUGUAAGAAAAUGCUUUAAUUUUUUCAUCUCCCUGCCCUUUUUUUUCCAAGGAAAUAGCCAAGGAUUUUCGAACCUUGUAGAAAAACAAGGUAAAUAUUUAUAACCGUUUUGCCACAUUUGCCGAACAGCGACAAAACAUCUGUACAAAAACAAAACAUAGAAUGGUCACCUCCGACCAAAUCAGUGCCAUAAUAAAUGAUCACAUUGUUUGGUGAUAUCCUUCCUGUA